Messenger RNA from Ailuropoda melanoleuca (giant panda), 1177 nucleotides. It is a transcript of the gene OGFOD3, whose product is annotated as 2-oxoglutarate and iron dependent oxygenase domain containing 3. Gene Ontology annotation, molecular function: L-ascorbic acid binding; oxidoreductase activity, acting on paired donors, with incorporation or reduction of molecular oxygen; iron ion binding. The coding region runs from base 60 to 1007 and encodes 315 amino acids. Lineage: Eukaryota; Metazoa; Chordata; Mammalia; Carnivora; Ursidae. The record is from RefSeq and is a predicted model, not a curated record. Gene Ontology annotation, cellular component: membrane. The transcript has 9 exons.
CUCGUCCCGAGCUUGGGGCAGUUCUUGCGUUCGGCUCGGUUCCCCAGCGGCCUGACCCGAUGGCGCCUCAGCGGAGGGGUGCGCCCAAGGCGCCCGAAGGCAGCGGAGCGGCCGAGCGCCGGCGCCAGAGCAGCGCAAAGAGUGUCCGGGCCCCGCGGGAGGUGCAGAGGAAGUGGCUGAAAACCACCAUCCUGGGGGCCUGUGCCGUGCUUGCUGGGCCGCUGCUCUGGAGCUGUCUGGGGGGUGAUGAUGGCGUCACUGAGGUCCUGGCUCACCGUGGCGAGAUCCUGCCAGGCAGGUUCAUCGAGGUGCCCUGCUCGGAGGAUUAUGACAGUCACCGAAGGUUUGAAGGCUGCUCCCCUAGGAAGUGUGGCCGGGGGAUCACCGACACCGUCAUCACCAGGGACGAAGCCCAGCGGAUUCGCAGCAUAGCCGAGAAGGGGCUGUCCCUGGGAGGAUCUGAUGGAGGGGCGUCCAUCCUGGACUUGCACUCAGGAGCCCUGUCUGUCGGGAAGCACUUCGUGAACCUGUACAGAUACUUUGGAGAUAAAAUACAAACCGUCUUCUCAGAAGAAGACUUCCAGUUGUACCGGGACGUGCGACGGAAGGUCCAGCUCACGAUCGCCCAGGCUUUUGGCAUCAGUGAGUCUUCGCUGUACCUGACAAAGCCCACGUUCUUCUCCCGCAUCAACAGCACCCAAGCCCGGACGGCUCAUGACGAGUACUGGCACGCACACGUGGACAAGGUGACCUACGGCUCCUUCGACUACACCUCGCUGCUCUAUCUCUCUGACUACCUGGACGACUUCGGCGGGGGCAGGUUUGUGUUCAUGGAGGAGGGGGCCAACAAGACGGUGGAGCCGAGAGCAGGUCGGGUGUCCUUCUUCACCUCGGGGUCCGAGAACCUGCACCGUGUGGAGAAGGUCCACUGGGGCACCCGUUACGCUGUCACCAUCGCCUUUACCUGCAACCCCGACCACGGCAUCGCAGACCCUGUGUUCACGUAGUCCUGGCCACAGUGCCCUGCCCAGGGAGCAGCCACACUGAACUCACGCCCCCUCCCACUGUUUCAGCCCAUUUCCAUUGAACAAGGUGCCUUAUGAAUCACCCAGAUUUUAAUUUGCUGCUGUACUGGUCAUUUUUCAUCUAUAAGUAAAUUGGGGGAAGCGGCUCUUCA